CCACCAUCAACCUCAUGGACCUUGGAGGCCCUGAAUAUCUACCCCACAACCUUGUUAUCUUCCAUUCCCUCUCUCUCACACACUUUUUAUCGUAUACAUCAUUUCCAUCCAUUCCUGCUUUCUCUAACUACGCUCUGCACCCUUGCUUGAAGAGCUAUUAGCUCUUGACUUCUUGAAGAAACAUGCCGGCUUUGUUUUCGAAGCGAGACUGCUUCACCACACCGUCAGGGCGUCUGUACUGCGACUCUGCCUGGUAUAGCUGGGCGCGUUGGGUCUUCUUAGCAAUCCUUAUUGCCAGUGCUUUUCUACUCUUCUUCGCCUUCUCAUGUAUAUCUGCCCGUCGACGACGCAGUAGGGGCAUGCAACCCUACAUGGGUACUGGCUGGGCUGCCAAUAUGGGCCCAUGGGGCAAACCAGGAGACCAACGACCUGCUCCGCAGUAUCAGUACCAACAGCCUCCUCCACCGCAAUACACAUCAGGGCCGUAUUACGGAGGGUAUGCCAACAACCAGGCCCCCGGCGAGACCAGCCAACAACAGACGGGGAUCGAGCUGCAGCAACCACAGCAUGCGUACCGGGGAGACGGAGUAUAUGAGCCUCCAUCGGGACCUCCACCGCAAAAGACGAUCUGAGAUGGAACAAUUUUAGACGGGUAUUUUCAUAAUUGAUCCAAGGCAUAGAGUGGUCAGAGAAGUCGCCCUCGGGAACGAAGAGAACUACCAGAAUGAUGGUUGCCUGGUGCGCACUUUCAGCAUCUGCUCCCAGAUUAAGCCAUGCAUGUCUAAGUAUAAGCAAUUUGUACGGUGAACUCUUGUGCUCUGCAUGCUGUGUGAAUAACUAGUAUCACUGUUCCCCGUUUCCUCAGCCUGAUUCAGAGCCGGGUGUUUUCUUUCUCUCCUCUAUGAAAGUUUGUUCAUAUUGCACGGAAAUUUUACGGGCGCUUCUAAGAAUUGAUGGUUAGUUAACU
Molecule: messenger RNA, 967 nt
Organism: Coccidioides posadasii C735 delta SOWgp
Lineage: Eukaryota; Fungi; Ascomycota; Eurotiomycetes; Onygenales; Onygenaceae
Biological process (GO): vesicle-mediated transport
Cellular component (GO): intracellular membrane-bounded organelle
Source: RefSeq, a predicted model, not a curated record